AUGGCCUCGUACGAAUCUCCGAGCUAUUUCGCUGUCCAUCGAUGACCGCAGCCGGUUCUGUUCCCUUGGCAGCCAGCUUGCAAUCGACAGAAGGCAAACCCUGAUACAUGCCAAGACUCGGUAACCACGCCAACCAACCACUAAAGGUUCAACAACACUGGCAUGUCCGCAAUCGAAAGACGAUCAUAUCGUGGUCGAGCAAACCCGUGUACGCUCCAACGCUUUAUAUUGCUUCUCUACAAGGAUAAAGCAUUCAUUCGAUCUGCCGGCAACCCACUCAUUCAACACCAUGGUCCGACCAAACGACGUCAUCGCAAUCAUCAUCAUCAUCCUCUUUGUCGUCCUCGCUAUCGUCGGAUAUUCAAUCUACGCCUACCAAAACAGGGUUUCAUUACAUGCAAAAAGAGAAAAACAAAUAGAGUUUGGCGAAGAAGACUCAGGCUCUCCACCGCCUGCCAGACGUCCACCAGAGCAGUGGGCACGUGCACCACAUGAAGGGCCUAGAGGGGACAUUGUUAUUGGAGGCCCUGAAUAAGAAAUUCGGCAGAGGUCGUCGAAGGCGUGGCAAAUCAUAACCUGUAUACCUAUGUGGUAAGAGGGUCCCGAAGAAAUACGCAUUAUCAACCUCCCUGAAUCGUAUCACAG
This is a messenger RNA of Cladophialophora immunda, 645 nucleotides long. RefSeq lists its product as uncharacterized. Bases 163 to 495 code for a protein of 110 amino acids. NCBI's taxonomy places the organism in Eukaryota, Fungi, Ascomycota, Eurotiomycetes, Chaetothyriales, Herpotrichiellaceae. The record is from RefSeq and is a predicted model, not a curated record. The transcript has a single exon.